AUGGAGUCUCAUCGGAAAAGACUGCUUGCGACAACGGUCGAUGAUCGUGCCGAAACCAAUCCCAACCAACGAUUUGCAGUUAUUCCACAGGGAUUGGAAAUAAGCGAUGGAUUCCAAGACCUUUCAAUCAAAGACCUGGCACGGGCCGUGAACUUCAUUUGUUGGUGGAUCGAAAGCUCCAUUGGACCGACACAAUACCCAGAGACAUUGGCCUACAUGGGGAGAAACGAUGCGCGCUAUUUCAUAUUUAUGCUUGCAUGCCAGAAGACUGGAUACCAGGCCUUCUUGCCUUCCACCAGGAACUCGGACGAAGCCCAUGUUCAUCUACUGAAAGCGACAAACUGCACCAAGUUCUUCUUCAGCGAGCAGCGCCAAACCCGAGCCCUCGAGCUCCAAAGACUUGUUUCGAAAUUGGAUAUAUUCCAGGUCCCGACUAUGAAGGAAAUCCUCAGUGACACGCGUGGUCUAAAACACUAUCCAUAUACUAAGUCCUAUGCCGAUGCAGAGAAUGACACAACGUGCAUCAUCCAUAGCUCUGGAACGACAGCCAUGCCAAAGCCGGUGUAUCUCACCAACGGCUUUUUCAUGACCAUCGAUUCUCAUUCCCAUCUCCCAAAGCCGACAGGUCGUCAGCCAUCAAUGUACUACGAUCUGGAUCAAACCGAGCUGGUUCUGGGUACGACGCCUUUCUUCCAUCUACUGGGGCUAGUAACAUUCUUGCUCUCAGUGUGGUUCGAAGUUCCCACUCUCGUUGGUCCAGAUAAACCACUCUCCGUCGACCAUAUGAUAGAGCUGAUGCGCACUGCCCAUCCCACAGUCGCAGUCUGCGCACCCUCCAUCCUGGAAGACUUUAGUCACUCCGACAAAGCACUGGCUUGUUUGAAAGGACUCAAGUCCGUUUACUUUGGCGGCGCCCCUCUGUCCCUAGAAGCUGGUGAGCGACUGCGCAGGUAUACGCAGAUGAUAACGAUCAUGGGAAGCAGUGAGGCUGGUGUGAUCCCAGCACUGGUGCCGGAGGAUCCAGCCAACUGGGGCUACCUCGAAUGGAAUGAAGCCUUUGGUGUGGAAAUGCACGAUAUCGGCGAAGGUGUAUUCGAGAUGGUGAUUCCUCGACAGGAGAAUGCUCGCGAUUUUAAGGGAAUUUUCCACACUUACCCCGACAUAAAUGUUUAUCCGACCAACGAUCUAUAUACACCACACCCGACGAACCCACGUCUGUGGAAAUUCUAUGGGCGUAAGGAUGAUGUGAUUGUCCUAAGCAACGGGGAGAAGUUCAAUCCUGUCGGAAUGGAAAUUAUCAUUGAAGGACAUCCGCUGGUUGGAAAGGCGGUGGUAGUCGGCCAGUCCCGAUUCCAGGCUGGGCUGCUCGUCGAGCUGAGCGAUGGAGGACCAGAUAUGGACGAGAAGGUCUUUGUUGAUGAGAUCUGGCCGACAGUGCAAAUAGCUAACCAGGGCAUUGCGGCUCAUGGCCGGGUGAUGAAGAACAAGAUCUGGUUCGCAGUGAAGACGAAGCCAUUUAAGACAACUCCUAAAGGGAGCGUGCAGCGCCGGGCUGUGAUUCGAGAUUACGAGAAAGAGAUUGAUGCUAUGUAUGCCGAAGACCUCGAGGAUGACUUGGAGCAGUAUCUACCAGAGACGUUGGACCGUGAGAGUGUUACAGAGUAUGUUCGCCAGAUUAUUACCCGUGUUUUGGAGAAACCCAACAUCACAUACACUCAGGACUUUUACUCCGCCGGUCUUGAUUCUCUGAUGACCAUUCAUGUCUCUCGGGUGCUGCAAAAGGGCAUCCAGUUACGUCGGCCAGAUGUGAAAGCAGGAGCCAUCAGUGCCCAAACGAUCUAUGGCAACCCAACAGUCGACCGAUUGUCACGAGUCGUAAUGGCUAUCUUAGAUGGAAAACCCCAAGCUGGUAUCCCACGAACGGAGAAGAUCCAGCGACUGGUGGAAAAGUAUACAUCCGAUCUUCCAGCGCGGGAAGUCUGCCCCCAGAAUGGACUGCAUUCGCCUUCGACUGUGAUACUGACUGGUUCAACUGGCUCACUGGGAAAUUAUCUACUGCAUUCCUUACUGAGCAGCGAUUCCAUCGCUAAAGUCUACUGCCUCAAUCGCUCAGAUGCCGAAUCACGGCAGAAGCAAGGCUUCGAGGAGAAAGGACUGCACCUUGACACAUACGACUGGAAGAACAAGGUCGAAUUCCUACAAGCCUCAUUCGGAGAACCCCGAUUCGGCCUGAAUGAGUCCAAGUACGAAGAACUUCUCGAUUCCGUCGACACCAUCAUCCACAACGCCUGGAAAGUCGACUUCAACCAUUCCGUCGAUUCCUUCGAGGGCACUCACAUCCAGGGUGUGCGACGCUUUAUCGACUUUAGCUUGAGCAGUCGCAGCAACGCCCAUCUUCACUUCAUCUCCUCAAUCGGCACUGUAGGCGCUUGGACCCCAGAAAUGGGUGCCUCAAUCCCAGAAGUACCGAUAGAGGACAUUGCGGUCGUUCUGCCACAAGGCUACGGUGAAUCCAAGUAUAUCUCCGAGCGCAUCUGUCUAGAGGCCUCGCAACGAUCUCACGUCCCUACGUCGGUGUAUCGCGUCGGACAGAUUGCCGGACCGACCACCGCGUGCGGACAAUGGAAUCCGCAGGAAUGGCUACCGACGAUCAUCGCAACGUCGAAAGCGAUGGGUAAAAUUCCUAACCGACUGGGCUCGACCGCGGUCGAUUGGGUGCCAGUGGACACUCUAUCGAAUAUUAUAGUGGAAAUCGUCAACACACGUCAUAGCUCCGAAGAGCGCUGGGCCGUGUUUCAUCUCACGAAUCCUAAACGAGCACCAUGGUCGUCUUUGAUCUCGGCUAUCCAGAGCCAGUAUCCGGUCGAGCCAGUUCCGUUUUCCGCGUGGGUUGCCGAGCUGGAAAGUAUAAACCCUAACAGUGCGGAUAUUGCCUCAAAGCCCGCACUCAAGCUUCUAGGUUUCUAUCGUGGGCUCCAGGGCGAUAGUGCUUUGUCUGUGGCGCUGGAUGUCCGACGGGCGAGAGAGGCAAGUGUCAGCAUGAGAACUCUCGGCCCGAUCUCUCCCUCGCUCAUGCGAAAUUGGUUACAGCAGUGGCAAUUUUGA
Penicillium robsamsonii is the source of this 3105-nucleotide messenger RNA. Its product is annotated as putative NRPS-like enzyme. Bases 1 to 3105 code for a protein of 1034 amino acids. NCBI's taxonomy places the organism in Eukaryota, Fungi, Ascomycota, Eurotiomycetes, Eurotiales, Aspergillaceae. The transcript is spliced from 4 exons. The record is from RefSeq and is a predicted model, not a curated record.